Pocillopora meandrina is the source of this 10341-nucleotide messenger RNA. Lineage: Eukaryota; Metazoa; Cnidaria; Anthozoa; Scleractinia; Pocilloporidae. The record is from the annotation of a GenBank genome assembly.
AUGGGGACAGGUAAAUGUUGACUUACUUUUGUUUCCUUCUGUUGCUCUUCUCAUUUUCUAAUGUUUUUUUCUCAUACUUUCGCCUUUUUUGAAUUCUUCUUGUUAAUUCUAUGCCCAGGUCCUCCUGGAAUUAAUCCUGAGCACAAGAAUCAGUCGGUUACAUAUAAUUCAUCGCCUCAGUUCAAAUGCUCAUUUAGCGGUUUCCCGACACCUGAGAUACUCUGGACUAAGGAUGGGGUGAAUCUCACUAACAACAAUACUCUCACGAUUCGUCAAGCGCGAUUGGAAGACUCUGGCAAAUACACAUGCAGCGCCGAAAAUAUCGAGGGGAGCAGAAACUCAACUUUCUGGAUCGAAGUGGCGGGAGGUACGGUUUUCAUUUGCAUAUAGAAAGAGCUGAAGUCGCGGACCAAUUUAAAUCUUUAGUUAGAUGAGGAAAAAAAAAAUCGAUUCUCUCGGUACCAAAUCAGAUUUAAGGACUUGAAACUGCACAAAGUUCAAAACUAAUUAAAAAUAAUAAAAAAGUACUAAAUUGAUGAUAACAUUUAAAGAGCGAGAACAUGCCAAAGUAUAUAUCAAAUCUAAAUGAAUUUUGUAAUCAGACACAUGUAAUUAAUUUUUGUGCAGUUUAAACUGAUUGCUUUUUGGAACGUCGAGCAAUUUUGACUUUAUAGAUAUCACCAUAUUUUGUCACGGCAUUUAUUAUAAAAGUCUGUCUAAAUUUUUAAUUACCCUUUUUUCUGCUUCUGACAAGUCAUGAUUUCAUGUACAUUUUUAGAAGUGGUAAAAGUGUACGCGUCACAGUAUGCCAAAGCGGCCAUCAAUGCCUUAGUUUCUAAGUAUUUAUUAUUGAAGUUGGAAAGCGAUUUUUUAGAAACAUCCAUGUAAACUUUUCAUUGAGUUGAAAUUUGAAAAAUCAGCGACCAAAACUGCAAAGAAAUACAUGAAAAUAUUACCGCUGUUACGUCGUUAUGAACUUGUACUCUUGCUACAACGGACAAUCUGCGUGAUUAAAGUGACAGAUUUAACGUAACGUUUUCAUAGAAUGCAAAUAUUUUGAUCAUUAUUAUCUGGCUAUUCUUCAAUGUAAAUGUGUAGUUUGAUCUUAGAGAAACUGGUGCUCUUUGAACAUGGUUUUUACACCAAAAACUAGUAAGAAAAUUACGAAGAAAUUAAUAAAUAGGAAACUAAAUUGUUACCUCCUGGGCUGUUGCUAAGAUAGGAAAUCUUUUAAGGAAAUAAAACAUGUUUUGAUGUCACAUUGGGCUGACCUAUACCUUCCUAUAUCAAAAGUGAAGAAAACUGAUUGCAGAAUAAAAUUGGAUUAAAAAUAGGCUCGGCAAUAACGUAGUUUGCUUUCAUUUUGAAACUAGUUAAUUUAGGGUUGGAUAAGGGAGGAGGGAGAGGGGGUUAAAAAGGAAAAUGCGACCCUUUGUUUAGCUUGAUGAUCUUUUUACUUCAAGUCUCUCCCCAGAUCAUUCAGCCUCCGAAAAGCCAAUCUGUUACCGAAGGAUACCCUGUAAACCUUAGUUGCGUAGCCUCAGGUAUUCCAACACCAACCUUCGUCUGGACUUUUAAUAAUGGUGACCUGCCAUCUGGUAUCAAUCAAACCGAUCACGAAGAAGAAUCAUUCCUAGUUUUGCCAAGUGUCAUGAAAAGGAUGAAUGGGACUUACAAGUGUACAGCAAAAAACAAAGUAAACACAACCAGUUCCUCAGCAACUCUGCGUGUUUAUGGUAAGUUCAGUUAUAAUGAUAUUGAUAAGGAUGAUGAUGAUGAUGAUGGUAACGACGACGAUGAUGACGUUGAUAAUGACGAUGAUAAUGUUGAAGAUGAAGAACAGAAAUAGGGAGAGAAGAAAUUAAGACAGGAAAAUGAACUCGUAAAUCCAUGGGCAAUGUCGACUGAGAAAAGGCAGUAGCGUAGAGAGAGUUUAGGCAAACUCUGCCCAUUUGUAGAGAAGGCAGAUCACGCUAUCUAACGGUUAAAUAUUUAUCCGGUCAAUGUGUGAUAGUAAAACGUAAAGCGUUAUCCACUAGAUAGAGUUUUAUUUUGUGGAUAGUGUUAUCUACCCUUCAAACGACCGGGGUCUGACCUUCAAAAAACGGAUGAUACCAGUGCUUAAUGCUAAUGUCCUUGGAUCUUUAUGAUUCCAAACGCAAAGAACUGCGUAGAUCUGAGUAGGAAAGAAACGCCUCUAUCCUAUCCAGCUAUCCAGAUAGCUCUCUAUCUGGAUGGUUGGUGAUAUUAAUUUUUAUUUUUAAUGCCGACCAGCAAAUUACUUUCCCACUAAGUUUCCUCUAUUGUUAUAUAUCAGGAAAAAUAGAGGCUCCCUCCAGCGGCUCACCUCCCUCCAGCAGCUCACCUCCCUCCAGCAGCUCACCUCCCUCCAGCAGUUCACCUCCCUCUACCAGCUCACUGGAGUGGUACUAUAUUGGAGGACCUUUGGCUGCUAUCGUUUUUCUACUGGCGCUAAUUUCAUACAUUAAAAAACGCCGUGAGACAGGUAAAAUGUUACUAUACGAAAAUAAAAUGUCUUCAUAUGGCAGAUUGUGGCUUUUAAUACGUCAGUGUUUUGGAGCACGAAGGAGCUAUUUUAAGCAGGUCAUAUUCUGCAUUUCAAGCACCGAUAUUGAAGGUCCCUCUACAGUCCCGGCAAAGCCCAUUACUAAUCACAUAACAAAAAACGUUAUAAAUUAUAUGAAACUAAUCACCAUGAUAACCCACCUUAUUCCUUCUCCUGUUGUUUGACAAUAGAGUCAAAUAUAAGUUACACGUGGUUUCUGAGUCGCAAGCUUCAACUUAGUGAAUGAUGUCAUUCUUACUCACAACGAAGCGAUUUCUUUCAUCUCUUUCCAUAUAUCCUUUGAUAAUAGCCCCACCUGAGGUACCACCCAGGCUGCAGUAAGUGAAUUCUCUUUUUUUUUAAUGCUCACUGUUUGAACGUGUGGUUAUUUCCGAAGUUUCUAACUCUUGAAUAAGUCUCAGGAGAGUAGUGAUAAGCGCCACUGCUGAGCGAAUGUCUUUUUAUCAGUUUUUCAGUUUGGACUGAUUAUAUUCACCAUCAAGACCACAUGGGCCAAAAUAAAAUGUUUUUUCCUUUCGAAGCAAUGGCAGAUUUCGAAGCCGUUCUUAUCAAAUGGUAUCUUUGUAUCUUUCUUUUCUUUUGUUACCAGUAUGCCGGGUUGUGGGUGGCAUACUUGUAAAGAAGAAGAAAAGCUUUGACCCUUCGUCACUCUUUGUUACAUAAACUACAAUUGAAAUACACUCGGAGUCUUUUAGACCGAUUUAAAAUACCACUCGAUAUAUCGAUUGUAGACAGUACUUCGGAUGGUUUUAAUUAGUAUUUCAUUUCUCGCGUUGGAGGCACGAUAUUUAUAUGACGUAAAAUGCCGAAAAACACAGUCGGCGCUAGGUUUAUUCAAUAAAAUCUCCUCUCUGAGUCGAUGCGUCGAAAAAACGGGUUUAGCAAAUUAGCAUCAAAAUUUCACUUAUUUCAAUAAUUUUUUCAUUGGCAAGUGAUAAUUUUCUGAAGCACCCGGAAAUGAAACGAAAAGAAAAAAAUUAAAGUGAAGAUAUAGAGGAUAUCUUUACCACGUUAUGUUAAACCAGAUUCAAGGAAGGAAAAGAUAGAUGGGUAACAGCAAUAGUUGAAGUCUUGUUUCCAUCUGCAAUUAUUCAGUGAAGGGGAAGAUGAAGUUGAGAUGGAUCAGCUGAACGCAAACACAGAUGGAUGGGAAAUUGCAGUUGAGCGCCUGAACUUUCGCGAGUAUAUUGGCAAAGGGGCAUGUGGUUCAGUAUGGCGAGCGCUACUGGGUCGUUCUCGAGGCAGACCUGGAAAUCGCACGGUUGCUGCGAAAUGCUACCUACGUAAGUACUUUUUCAGAUCUUUCUUUCAUACAAAGCUUGAUUAAACUAUCCUUUUUUAAUUUAUCUUAAUAAAGACUAUUUCACUUAGAACAUGCUUUAUUUACGUACCUGAUACAUAACAUGGAUAGCAUAAAAACUAUGCGUUGUUAAAAUGAUUUUCCAGCUGGCAUGUCAAAUUGUUGGCGGAUGGUUCCCGGGGGACCAGUUGUUAAGUCUUUUGUCAUACAACGCUACUAACACACAACAGAACACGAAUAUCAUUUGAAGUAUUAGAAGCUGUGGAGAAAAAUUACAAAUUUAUCGGUUAAAUUGCAUUCAAACGAAUAAAAGCGGAAAAUACUAUAAUACUGAAAAUGUCACUCCGUCGUAUAUUUUGUGAAAUUGCUCGCUUAUAAACUUUUGAUAGGAAAUAAUAUCAUGUGACCUCAAAGAAACCUCGAGAGGGUGAGUCUGGCGAAAAACACUCGGAGCCGUUUGCCAGUCUAGUGGUGGUGGUAUGAUCUUCUUCCGCUGGAAAAGCUGAAAAUCACAAUGCAAUAGAACCUGUAUGAAGCAGUCACCUUGUAAUAAGCUAUCGGUUUUCAAAGUCCCGAAACUUUCCUCCUUUACUUAUAGUGCUUUUUAUUUCAAGCAGUUGUGGUCACCCUUUACUGUGGCCCAACAGCCUAUUUGUAAUGUUCCCCACCUUUAUCGAACGGUCACUAAAGCGGGAGUAAUCAAAUAAAAUUAAGAAUAAUCUUUCAAGUGAAAUUUAAUCCAUGUUUAUCUCCCAAAAUCAAUGUUAGGAAUAUUUUUGAGCGAGGUUAAGUAUGUUAAGUGGUCCGUGAUGACAUAGGGUGGCAUUUUUAAACUUUUAUCAAUAGUAGCCCUACUCCGAGGAACCAAUAUUAAACGGUCAACCUUUUUCCGUGCGUGACCGCUAAAUACAGGUUCGACUGUAACAAGCUUACAGAGUCAAAUGAAUUUACAAUAACUCUGGGAAUGCUUACGAAUUAUUGUAGCUUUUAAUAAGAUAAAAGCAAGGAUUAUCUAAUUUAUGAACUAGCAUGUAUUUGCAGCAUGUGUUUAAAAAAAAACUGUCUCAAAUAUAUAUUCGACCGACUAUUAGGUAUUAUAACAGAUAGAAUUUCUAGGCUUAAUUGCGUCUCUACUUUUGUAAGUUAUCUGUCAACAAUUGCAUGGUUCAAUGGGCUUGCCUAGUUAACAACAAUGCUCGAGAUGUGCAGCGUUUUCUUAGCAAAUAAUUUUUUCAACGAGGAUGAAUCUAUUUUGGAAAUUUCAUGUUCAAUACAAUUGAAAAAUACGGCUAACUGACAUUUUUGUGGCAAGUAUGGAUUAUAUGGAGUUUAGUAAACGAAUUUUUUUUUUUAUGUAGACCAAAUGCAUUAUAAUUUGCGCUGGUAAGAUAACACCAAGCAUACAACAAUUCCAGAUGUGGAUGUUUACCACAUAAUUAAUUGUGUCUCUCUUGACAUGCAAAGUUUGUUUGUUUAUCUAGUUUUUGUGUGGUUUCCUAGCAAUCUCCGGAGAGAAAGGAAGGAAGGCCCUGCUGAGAGAGAUCGAGUUAUUAAAACUCUUUGGAAGGGAGGGCCAUGAAAAUGUUGUUAAGUUCAUUGGUUGUGUCACAGUUGGAGGUAAUCAGCUAUUGUUAUGAUUAUAAUCAGCUAAUUCACAGCAACGAUUGAGACAUCUCUGAGUUCAACCACUGGUACAAUUACUUCUAUCAGUAUUUUUAGUCUUUGCUAAGAUGGUGUACUAAUUCAAUGGUUAUUAUCAAUUUAUUGACUGUUUUAAAUGAAUUUACUUCGCACUGUAUGAGGGGCAUUUUACUUGGAAGAUGUUAGCUCUAAAAUCUACAUGCUAAUUGUGAUAAAAACUUCAACUUACGAUGGCAAGUCUUUGUCUAUUAAUCUGCCGUCUCUGCUUUUUCUGUCUGUCUGUCUGUCUGUAGAUUUCUAUCGGCCGUAUGUGUCCGUCUAUUUUCUAUCUGUGUGUUUUCUUCUUUCACUUUCCCUCUCUGUCUCUACUUUGAUUCAUUACAGAUAUAACCUGAGGUAUAACUAGAUAAAGCAUGUACAAUUCAAACACGUUUUGGAACUUCUGCACUGCUUGCCGUAAAAUAAUUUUCUUGUUUUUCCCUUUUAGCUCAGCCGAUACUUAUCAUGGAGUACCUGUGGCGAGGUGACUUGCUGGGUUAUCUCAGAAAAUCCAGGGGGGUUUUCGACCAAUAUCAUCAUGGGGUCGGAGGGGUCGACCACUUGACAACAUAUGACAUGGUGCUGUUUGCUAAACAGAUCGCACAUGGUAUGACUUUCCUCGCGUCCAGAGGGGUAAGUGCUCAAACUCUUUCUGAUCAGCAUGUGGUCCUGCAUGUGAUAAAAUAGCAUGACUUGCAAAUCGUCAAAGUAAUACUCCAUACGGCUAAAAAUAUCCAGCGCAUUAGAGUCACUAUUUCACCGAGAAAUGGUCUGACAUUAGCAUGAUGUUAAACUUUCUACCUAUAUUUUACUUUUUUAUUUUAUGUAGUUUAUAAAAGCCCCUUUUAGCAGAUCAUAUAAUUAUUUGUUUUCGAUUUCAGAUAAUUCAUGGCGAUCUUGCAGCUCGUAACAUCCUUCUUGAUGAGCAUCGUGUCUGCAAGUUGACUGACUUUGGGCUCUCCUAUCAGGAUUUCAAAUAUGGCCCAGGAAAUGCCAAGAAGGUAAUUUUCAGAAUUUUUUCACCAUUUAGUCAAUUGGUUUUGGGGCUGCUGGUAUGGAAGAUAAAAAUGUGAAGAAUUAAAAUAUUACUGUCCUUACAAACCUUUCUUUUCAGUUGUACAGUCUUACUGCAAAACAUAUUUCCCUUUGACGGGAAGCCAUUCUAAGCGUAUCGAAGCUUUCACAGAAAAAAAAAUUUGUACCUAGGGAGUGAACACAGGAAAUAAUAAAGCCGGAAGAGGCGGAAGAGAUAUCGUUCUCUGAAUAACAAAGAUACAAACUCGAAGGGCAAAGUAACACAGGAAAUUUAAAGCAAAAGGAGUGUGUGAAUUGUUUUCAAAGAAUUUGUACAAAGGUGUCUACUGCUGUUGACUUUAUCGUGAAUCUUCACAUCACAGUUUUAAUCUUAUAUGCAAAUUAUUUUAGGAGCUGUAUACAAGCCUCCUUAGAUUUCAGAUGUUUAUAAUAUUUUGGUUACUCAUCCAGGGAUGUAUCCCAAUCAAAUGGACUGCACCCGAGAUUCUCUUUGGACAUGUGGCGCAGCUGUCAACCAAAAGCGAUGUGUACGUACUGUAUUGGUUAUUAUCUACAUAUAUUCCAUAAGUGAAUAUUUUUUACGAUUCUACCUUAACGUAGCGAGGGAAACUAGAAUAUUCAGUGCUCUAUUGAUUAGAGGGUCAUCAGGAAGCGUCAAGCUGAGGAACAGCUGAGGUUACAGAUGUAGUAUGAGACUUUAUAUGAAUAUUAAGUUUAACGAGCAAUAUCCACAAUCUGUUAAGGACAAGAAAAGACGGAUGAAAGGAUGAGUGGAUAAUCAAACUAAAAAAUAUGGCGUUUUCUCUUAGGGAGGUUGCUUAUAUCUUGAUGGCAUGUUUCUAAACAUCCCAAGUAUCUGAGUAAUUAUUAUCUUUCUAACCCAGUUGAGAUAUAUCGUCAUCCUUCCAUUUCUUUGACAGGUGGUCCUACGGCAUCGUCUUGUAUGAAAUCUUCACUGUCGGUACUUAACUUAUUUGGUACUUUAUAUUCAGGAAAUAUACCUGCCGAAAUUUCACGCAUAAUUACUAACUGAUGAGUGAUACCGAGCGGACAAAAGAGCAUUGUACAAUAGAGAAGUAGAAGCAACUCUCAAUGUCGCUGAUAAAUAAAAUUAUGACGAUGCAUAGUAACUUGAAAUAAAGCUUAAGUUUAAGUAGAACUGAAAGUAUUCAGUACAUUAUUGAAAAACCUUAAAUCCAUCGCUACACUUAAAUUUGUUUUUUUACAGUGCUCUUUCAUCUGAUGUAAAACCGAAGUGUAUUUCAGCAAUUAAUUGUCGUUUUGACAGAAGAAUCAUUUCCAUCGCGCUGAGAGGAAUGAAAGUGAUUACAACAAAAAAAGUGUGCUUUUUUGGCCAACAGAAAAAAACAUUAUUUUUCCACAGGAGGCAUUCCUUACGAAGGAUGGUCUCAAUCCACGACAAUGAAAAAAAUCGAAGAAGGUUAUCGUCUACCAAAGCCUGAACAUAUCGACGACAGUUUGUAAGUGUUGCUUCCUCUGUGUGGAAUGUUGUAUAAGUCAAAAGCAACAUCGAUUGCUGCUGUGGUCAGGUGUUUUUGAUACAUUCGCUCUGAAUAAGUAGCCUUCCUAAGAAAAUGAUUUUAUCUUGUCAGAAUUCGUUUGAGCUGCAAUGUAAUGAGAUAAACUUAUCAUUUCAGUUAUUUUUGUAACUAUUUGUGGUUUCUCAACUUUGCUACUUGCAAUAUGUCCCUGCGUUUUUCUAUAGAUACGCGGUGAUGUUAAACUGCUGGAAAUACGAAAACGCCAGCCGGCCAGACUUUGUGAAGCUGUACCAAACAAUGGAUACAUAUAUUAAAACAAAGGUUUGCCAUACAGCGUCUAAUUCAGGAUAUACUUCAGAAAUUGAAAUCGGUAUCCUACCAAGUCAAUUGCGAAUUUCUUUUCACGUCAAUGUGAUGUCAAAACGCAUUAACUACCCAGCCGCUAACAAUUUGUGAAUUCAGUUUCGUCAUGAACCAAUGUUACUUUUAAACAUAUGCAAGUGUGGUUACGUUAUGUCAAUCUGGAUCACCCUUAUUUCCCUCUGUUGUCUACACACAAGAAAGAACGGAACAGAUCUUAAAAUAACACUUUUGGAGAACUUUGACAGAAAGGAAGACUUUACCUGACUUUUAUUCUUAUCAAUUCAUGCAAGUACUAAUGGUUCUUGUCUUUGUGAUUGAUAUCUGAUCCGCUCUUUUUUUCCUUUUUAGUGACUCUUUUUUGGAAUUUCUUUGUUGAAUUUUUGAAAUUCAUUCGUUCAAGAUUUUUUUAACUCAUACAGUUCUUGAUUACCUUCUAAUCUUUUUCAUAGACAUAUGUAGAUAUCUUUGGCGAUGACAAGUAUGAUCAGGAUAAGUACAACUUUGUCGAUGACCGUGGAGCUGUUGCAAACCCAGAAGAUGCAGGACCGGACGAGCUAGGAGCAGCUACAGCAAAUCCCAUCAGUGAAGUGGGUGAACACGGUGCUACGGCACAUCCCUUUCCGGUUGCAGUGGACGAUGAUGCUACAGCUUUCCCUCUUGGAAUUAACGUAGAAGACGAAGGAGCACCUGCAACAGAUCCCGACCGUGAAGUGGGUGAACACGGUGCUACGGCACAUCCCUUUGUGAUUGCAAUAAACGAUGGUGCUCAAGCUUUCCCUUUCGCUAUUAACGUACCAGAGAAAGGGGCAGCUGCAAGAAAUCUCGCCCAUGAAGUGGAUAAGCACGGUGCUGCUGCACAUCCCUUUGUGGUUGCAAUUGACGAUGGUGCUACAGCUUUCCCCUUCGCUAUUAACUUACAAGACGAAGGGGCAGCUGCAGGAAAUCUCGCCCGUGAAGUGGGUAAGCACGGUGCUACGGCACAUCCCUCUAUGGUUGGAAUUGACGAUGGUGCUACAGCUUUCCCUCUCGGAAUCAGAGUAGAAGAAGAUGGUUGUACAGCAUACCCUUUUGAGAGUGAUAAGAAAGAUAUGGAUGCCCAAGCGCACCCUUUUGAGAGUGAUACUUUACCAUACCUUAGCGAGAACGAGAAAGAAGAUGUUGAUGACUCCGAGUGCCCUCUUGCGAUUGAGGAAGAAGAAAUUGAUCCUUUACCAUCCUCCCUGGAGAUGGACGAAGACAGUCUCGCUGCUUCAGCAUGUCCCCUUGUGACUGACGAAGAAAAUUCUGAUUCUUUAGCAUACCCCCUUGUGGUUGAGGAAGAAGAUUCCAACAACUCAGCAUGCUCCCCUGUACCUGGGGAAGAAGAUUUGGAAGCCACAGAAUGCCUUUCUGUUACUGAAAAAGAAGAUCCUACCUCUUUCGCACGCUCCGCAAAUGAGGUGAACAAACUCGGUGCCUCACCAUUCCCUUGUGUGAUCGAAAAAGAAGAUCUUGAUUCUUUAGAAUACAAUCCUCUGAUCGAAAAAGAAGGCCUCAGUGAAUUCGUCUUCCCUCCAGAAAUUCAAACUGAUGACGAAGAAGGUGUAACAAGUGGAACUGAAAAUACCGUUGGUUAUGAAGGUGCUGUGGCAGUUCAAUCUGAAAAGGAGGCAGUAGAAGAAGAACCUAAGACUUGCCAACUAGAGUACACGAAAGAUGAACAAGACGAUCUUGGAAACUAUAUGGACGACCGAAGUGAUGCUGUGGACCUUUUUGACGGAGACGCUGGCGUACAAGAGUAUGAUGGUAAUCAACUUACUGCUGCGGAUAUAGACGAAACUGGAGGUGACGAAGACGAGGAGUCAUCUGAAGCAACUCCUCUUGUGCAGGACUGA